AUGAGAUAUGAUUGCCUCCCGACACCGAGAAACAAAGUUAUCGUCACCUUGACUAGGUGGGAUUCUGACUUAGAGGCGUUCAGUCAUAAUCCCCCAGAUCUUCGAACCAUUGACCGAUCGGUCAAGUCCAUGAACCAAAUGUCUGAACCUGCUGUUCCUCUCGUACUAAGCAGGAUUACUAUCGCAACAAUAUGUCAACAGUAG
Molecule: messenger RNA, 204 nt
Organism: Angiostrongylus costaricensis
Lineage: Eukaryota; Metazoa; Nematoda; Chromadorea; Rhabditida; Metastrongylidae
Source: the annotation of a GenBank genome assembly